AUGGACGAAGCACACUACAGAGACCUCGAUCGAUGCCCAGACUACUCCCCCUUCUUCGGAGCGCUAGGCUGCGCCCUCUCCAUAAUCCUCACCGUCUUCGGCGCCUCCUACGGCACCGCCAAGUCCUCUGCCGGGCUCUUCUCCUCCGGCGUCCUCCGCCCCGACCGCGUCAUGCAAAACACCCUCCCCACCAUCAUGUCCCAAAUCCUCUCCAUCUACGGCCUCGUAAUCUCAGUCAUCAUAUCCUCCUCCCUGAUCGAGUCCGUCCCCCUCUUCACCUCGUUCCUCCACCUAGCCGCCGGCCUCUCCGUCGGCCUCUGCGGUCUCGCCGCCGGCUUCUCCAUCGGCAUCGUCGGCGACGCGGGCAUCCGGGCGUCUACCCAGCAGCCUAGGCUCUACACCGGCAUGGUCCUCAUCCUCAUCUUUGCUGAGGUGUUGGGGUUGUAUGGCGUUAUUGUUAGUAUUCUCAUGAUCACUAGGAGUAGGGGAGGGGAGGGCUUGUUUGGAGUAAGAACACCAUCAAGGCUUUUGAGCAGAGGGGGAGAGACGGGAACGGUCGGUGUUUGA
Molecule: messenger RNA, 567 nt
Organism: Podospora anserina S mat+
Lineage: Eukaryota; Fungi; Ascomycota; Sordariomycetes; Sordariales; Podosporaceae
Exons: 3
Coding region: 1-567 (188 amino acids)
Biological process (GO): proton transmembrane transport
Cellular component (GO): proton-transporting V-type ATPase, V0 domain
Molecular function (GO): proton-transporting ATPase activity, rotational mechanism
Source: RefSeq, a predicted model, not a curated record